Messenger RNA from Orcinus orca (killer whale), 1848 nucleotides. RefSeq names its product methyltransferase 1, tRNA methylguanosine (gene METTL1). Gene Ontology annotation, cellular component: tRNA methyltransferase complex. NCBI's taxonomy places the organism in Eukaryota, Metazoa, Chordata, Mammalia, Artiodactyla, Delphinidae. The transcript is spliced from 7 exons. The record is from RefSeq and is a predicted model, not a curated record. Gene Ontology annotation, molecular function: tRNA (guanine(46)-N7)-methyltransferase activity. Bases 111 to 986 code for a protein of 291 amino acids. Gene Ontology annotation, biological process: RNA (guanine-N7)-methylation; tRNA methylation.
CAGUGGCACCGAGCCCCACCUCCCCGAGUUUGCCCUCCUUCCUCCAGUUUGACUUCCUGGAGGUGGAAUGAGGAGCUGCCUCCCUAGCUCCGGUCCCCAGCGCACACACGAUGGGACUCACGCCGCACCACGGGGCCUCGGUCGUGGUCCACGUGGGUUCGGUGGAUAAACCCGGGCUGGGGAUCAUGGCGGGAACAGAGACUGGGGACGCCGCAGCAGGAGCCGAGGCCCCUCAGCCUCAGAAGCGCUACUAUCGGCAGCGGGCUCACUCCAACCCCAUGGCGGACCAUACGCUGCGCUACCCUGUGAAGCCAGAGGACAUGGAUUGGUCUGAGCUAUACCCAGAGUUCUUUGCUCCACUGACUCAAAAUCAGAGCCACGAUGACCCAAAAGAUAAGAAAGAAAAGAGAGCUGAAGCCCAAGUGGAGUUUGCAGACAUAGGCUGUGGCUAUGGCGGCCUGUUAGUGGAACUGUCACCGCUGUUCCCAGACACGCUGAUUCUGGGUCUGGAGAUCCGGGUGAAAGUCUCAGAUUAUGUGCAAGACCGGAUUCGGGCCCUACGAGCGGCUCCUGGAGGUGGUUUCCAGAACAUCGCCUGUCUCCGUAGCAAUGCCAUGAAACACCUUCCUAACUUCUUCCGCAAGGGCCAGCUGACAAAGAUGUUCUUCCUCUUCCCUGACCCACAUUUCAAGCGGACAAAGCACAAGUGGCGAAUCAUCAGUCCCACGCUGCUGGCAGAAUAUGCCUACGUGCUGAGAGUUGGGGGGCUGGUAUACACCAUAACUGAUGUGCUGGAGCUACAUGACUGGAUGUGCACCCAUUUUGAAGGGCACCCCCUGUUUGAGCGUGUGCCUCUGGAGGAGCUGAGUGAAGAUCCCAUUGUGGGACAUCUGGGCACCUCGACCGAGGAGGGAAAGAAAGUUCUACGCAAUGGAGGAAAGAAUUUCCCAGCUAUCUUCCGAAGAAUACAGGAUCCCACCCUCUAGGCAGUGACCCCCAAUCCUACCCUUCCUGAUCACUGACUUUGCCUUUGCUGACUUUGCCUUAGUUGGACCCCAUCUUCCAGGGACUGGAAAGAAGACUGGGCCCUUGGACCUUCCGAGCUGAGCCUCCUAGGGCUGAGCGGCAACAGUCUCUCAAAGAAGUUGAGGAGCUGCCCAGGGCAGAACCCUGGAGUUCAUGACCACCCCUGACUCCUCUCACCUUCUCACCCUUCCAGUGGCAGCAGAAAGCAAAAGCAGCUGACUGGGAAGGUCACAAGACCUUGGACCAGAAGGGAUCUUUGGAAGGGAGUGGAAUCUUGCUCUCCCUUAGCAGUCCCUUCUCCUGGGAUUUCUCCUUCUCAGCUGGAGUGAAGAACGCAGUUCUCCACUGUCCAUCUAAACUGCCUUCUAAGCUCAAAUCACCUGCCCACUCGUGUUUACUUUGCAGUUCAGGGGGUAACGUGUAUGUGUGCACAUCCCAUGCUGCUGUUUCUCAGGAAAGGCUAGAGUGUGUAUCACUCCUGUCCUCUCCCUGCCUAAGACUUGACCUGGGGAAUCUGUGUUCCGUUUAUUGUUACUGUCUCUGGAGAUCCUGGGAGGGUGUGGUGGUGGAGACCCUCUCCUUCUUCAUGUUGACCUUUGCUUUGAUCCCAGAACUUCAGAGCUGUCUUGCUGACACAGAGCCUGCCAGGGCCGGGGGCGCGGGAGUGAGGAGCAGAGGUGAACUGGGGAGGAUUCUGAGGCUAAAAGUGGAAAGGGGCUGCUGACUAGAAAGCCCCACAAAGGGGACUGAGUCAGCUGGAGAUUCAGAGCACUCGCUUAGCCCUUGCUCUGUCCAGGAGCCCAGAUAAAUCUCUCAACUUUU